AUGCUGAAGAAGGAAAAUGGCGUCCUAGCCUCCGGCAACAAUUGGGCGCGUGUCUGUGACACGUGCCGCUCCGCCGCCUGCACCGUCUACUGCCGGGCCGACUCCGCCUACCUCUGCACCGGCUGUGACGCCCGCAUCCAUGCCGCCAACCGGGUGGCGUCACGCCACGAGCGCGUUUGGGUGUGCGAGGCCUGCGAGCACGCUCCCGCCGCCUUCAUAUGCAAAGCUGACGCCGCAUCGCUCUGCGCCACCUGCGAUGCCGACAUCCACUCCGCCAAUCCGCUUGCCCGCCGCCACCACCGCGUCCCAAUCCUGCCCAUUCCUGGCUGCCUCUACGGCCCCCCGGCCACUGACCCGGGUGGAUCGGUGGUGGAGCCGUCAGCCGAUGCCGACGACGAGUUCCUGGCCCCGGAAAACGAUGAGACUAUUGAAAAAGAAGACGAAGAUGAAGCAGCUUCAUGGCUGUUGCUUAAUCCUGUCAAGCCCAAUCCUAACCAGCACAACAAUGGGUUCCUGUUCGGUGGAGAGGUGGUUGACGAGUACCUGGAUCUUGCAGAGUACAAUACAUGCCAAGAGAAUCAGUUCACGGAUCAAUACAAUAACCAGCAACAGCAGCAUGGAGGUGUUGCUCAGAAGAGCUACGGAGGUGACUGUGUCGUACCAGUUCAGAAUGGAGAGGCCAAGUGUCAGCUCCAGCAGCAGUGGCAGCAGCAGCAGGCCCAUAGCUAUCAGCUCGGGAUGGAGUACGAGGCCUCAAAAAUUGGAUAUGGUUACCCUGCUUCAGUUAGUCACAGUGUCUCAGUCUCAUCACUGGAUGUGGGCCUUGUUCCAGAAUCCACAGUGAGUGACGUCUCAAUUUCUCAUCCAAGACCCCCCAAGGGAACAAUUGACCUUUUCUUGAGUCCUCCGAUUCAGAUGGCUUCCCAACUUACUCCAAUGGACAGGGAGGCUAGAGUACUAAGAUAUAGGGAGAAGAAGAAGACACGGAAGUUUGAGAAGACAAUCAGGUAUGCCUCAAGGAAGGCCUAUGCAGAAACCAGACCCCGGAUCAAAGGCCGAUUUGCAAAGAGAACAGAAGUAGAAGUUGAAGUCGACCAAAUGUUUUCCACAAGUGUUGGCGGUGGUGGAUAUGGCAUUGUUCCAUCAUUCUAAAUCCAGAAAUUAGGACCCUUCCCGCCUAUCAAAGAAAAAGAGGACUAUUCACGUUAGAGUUGUACUGCUAAUACUAAAGCUACUGCUACUACUGUAUCUGUCUCAAUCUAAUUUGUCUCUCAAAUAAUGACAAUAUGCUCAGUAAUUUUGUAAAUAUUUCUUCUUCUUGUUC
Molecule: messenger RNA, 1324 nt
Organism: Diospyros lotus (date-plum)
Lineage: Eukaryota; Viridiplantae; Streptophyta; Magnoliopsida; Ericales; Ebenaceae
Product: zinc finger protein CONSTANS-LIKE 2-like
Biological process (GO): regulation of flower development
Cellular component (GO): nucleus
Molecular function (GO): protein binding; zinc ion binding
Source: RefSeq, a predicted model, not a curated record